Messenger RNA from Debaryomyces fabryi, 3441 nucleotides. RefSeq names its product DEAH-box ATP-dependent RNA helicase (gene PRP22). The record is from RefSeq and is a predicted model, not a curated record. Gene Ontology annotation, biological process: spliceosomal complex disassembly. Bases 1 to 3441 code for a protein of 1146 amino acids. The transcript has a single exon. Gene Ontology annotation, molecular function: RNA binding; ATP binding. Lineage: Eukaryota; Fungi; Ascomycota; Pichiomycetes; Serinales; Debaryomycetaceae. Gene Ontology annotation, cellular component: catalytic step 2 spliceosome; intracellular anatomical structure.
AUGUCCCUGAAUGUAUGUGACACAGGCAAACUGCUUGAUGAUAGAUUGUCAGAAUUGGUAACGAAACAUUUAGGAGUUCCAGAUAAAGGUUUUAUGUUAUCAAAAUUUGUAACUAGUUUGUAUGGACAAUCAGGUACAAGGAAUAAUAGUGAUAGGAAAUCCAGAUUAAACGGCUUUAUUGACGUGUUAAAGAACAACGGAGCUGGAGAGUUUCCACCCAAAUUCAUAGAUGAGGCGUUUCUGUUAAUAGAUGAAUAUGAAUACCAUUUGCCUAUCAAAGAAGAGCCAAAAGAUGAUAUGCUCAGCGAUAAACAAGCGACCGAUUCAAAGGUAUUCAAAAGUUUGAAUAUUCCUGACAAACCAGUACGAUGGACAGAAGAAGAUUUUGUAAAUGAAUACAAACACAUUUCAAAGGAAGAAGAGAAAAGUACGAAAGUGGAAGUCAAACAGGAAAGUAAUAAUAUAAAGCACGAAAAACGUUAUACCGUUAAAGAAGAACCGAUAGAAGCGGGAAACGUCUACAAAGGAUAUGUAAGUAAUAUAACUACUUAUGGGGCAUUUAUAAGGUUAAAUAAUCCAAGAUCAUUUCAGUCUGGAUUAUGCCAUGUAUCCCAAAUUUCGUUUGAUGGGAGAACUAGAAUUCAAAACCCUUCAGAUGUUUUAAAAUUGAAUCAAGAAAUAUUUGUUAAAGUUUUGAAUAUUGAAACGCAAACAUUUCAAAUUGGCAGAAGAACCCCUAGAGAAAAAAUUAGCUUAUCAAUGAGAGGUAUAGAUCAGACUACAGGAUUGGAUAGAAAUGAAGAAAUUAAUAAAAAUGCAACUGAAGAAAGAGAAGGUAGGAUACGAAAGACUGAUGAUCAAAGUAAACACUCGAAUAGAGGUGUCAAGAGAAGGUUGACAUCGCCCGAAAGAUGGGAAAUAAGACAAUUAAUUGCAUCUGGAGCUAUGUCUGCCAAAGACUAUCCUGAAUUACUACAAGACGAGGAUCCAAAUGCUGCAUUUCGAGAUGAUACAGCUAAUGAGGAUAACAACGACAAUGAUUUAGAAAUUGAUAUAGAAUUGAAUCAUGAGGAACCUGCAUUUUUAAAAGGUCAGACACAAAAUUCAGUUGACUUGGCCCCAGUUAAAAUUAUCAAAAACCCUGAAGGCUCACUUAGUAGAGUCGCAAUGAAUGGUUCAAAGCUAGCAAGAGAUAUUAAAGAAGAGCGGUUGAAAGAGAACCGUGAGAAAGAGAAACGGGCAAGGCAAGAAAAAGCAAAAAGUAAAGAUUCACACGAUCCUUUGAAUAGAGAAAAUAAUGCCCAAUAUACUGAAAUUGUAAAUACUAAUGAAAAGACUCAGAAUUUUUUAUCGGAGUGGAAAAAAUCUCAGAUGGAUAAAAACAUAUCAUAUGGAAAGCGGACCAAGCUUUCAAUGAAGGAGCAAAGAGAAUCUUUGCCUAUAUUUCCUAUGAGAUCUAAUUUAAUAAAUGCUGUGAGAGAAAAUCCAUUUCUUGUAAUUGUUGGUGAAACUGGUUCAGGGAAAACUACUCAAAUUGUACAAUAUUUGGCUGAAGAAGGCUUGGACAAAGUUGAAGGAGAGCAAAAGAUUAUUGGAUGCACUCAACCUAGGAGAGUUGCUGCUGUUUCUGUUGCAAAGAGAGUUGCAGAAGAAUACGGAUGUAAAGUGGGAGAAGAUGUAGGAUAUACUAUUAGAUUUGAGGAUAAAACAAGCAGGAAUACAAGAAUGAAAUAUAUGACAGAUGGUAUGCUUCAAAGAGAAGCACUAAACGAUCCUCUCAUGAGUAAAUAUUCUGUUAUCAUGUUGGAUGAAGCACAUGAAAGAACUAUUGCAACAGAUGUUCUUUUUACGUUAUUGAAAAAAGCUGUGGCCAAUAAUCCAAAUUUGAAAAUCAUCGUUACAUCUGCAACACUUGAUGCAAACAAGUUUUCAAAUUAUUUUAAUAGUUGUCCUAUUAUAAAGAUUCCUGGACGAACAUACCCAGUAGAUAUUCUUUACACUAGAGAGCCGGAAAUGGAUUAUUUAUCGUCUGCUUUAGACUCAGUUAUACAAAUACACAUAUCUGAACCCGAAGGGGACAUCUUGGUGUUUUUGACAGGGCAGGAAGAAAUUGAUACUAGUUGUGAGGUGCUUUUUGAAAGAAUGAAGGUUUUAGGAGAUACAGUACCAGAGCUUAUAAUUUUACCUGUUUAUUCUGCAUUGCCGUCUGAAAUGCAAAGUAAGAUUUUUGAGCCAACUCCUCCAGGUUCAAGAAAGGUUAUUCUUGCUACAAAUAUUGCAGAAACAUCGAUCACCAUUGAUGGUAUAUAUUAUGUUGUUGAUCCUGGCUUUGUUAAAAUUAAUGCAUAUGAUUCCAAAUUGGGUAUGGACUCAUUAACCAUCUCUCCAAUUUCUCAAGCACAAGCAAACCAAAGAAGUGGUAGAGCUGGGAGGACAGGACCGGGGAAGUGCUAUAGAUUAUAUACUGAAAGUGCAUUCAAGACUGAAAUGUUACCAAACACAAUUCCAGAAAUUCAAAGACAGAAUUUAUCUCAUACAAUUUUGAUGUUGAAAGCAAUGGGUAUAAAUGAUCUAUUAAAUUUCGAAUUUAUGGAUCCCCCACCUACAAAUACUAUGUUGAAUGCUUUGCAGGAUCUAUAUACAUUAUCAGCUUUAGACGAUGAUGGUUACUUAACAAAAUUGGGUAGAAAAAUGGCGGAAUUUCCUAUGGAGCCUGCUUUGGCAAAGACUUUGAUCAUUUCAGUUGAUUUUGGGUGCUCAGACGAGAUAUUGACUAUAGUCGCAAUGCUUUCAGUUCAAACGGUGUUCUUCAGACCUAAGGAGAAACAGAAAGAAGCAGAUCAAAAGAAAUAUCGGUUCCACCAUCAAUAUGGCGAUCAUUUAACACUAUUAAACGUUUAUCGAUCUUGGACCUUGAAUGGCUGCAAUAAGCAAUGGUGCAUGGAAAAUUACAUCCAGGAUAGAAGUAUGAAAAGAGCUCAAGAAGUCAGAAAACAGUUGGUGCUCAUCAUGUCAAAAUAUAGACACCCCAUAAUUUCAUGCGGUUCUAACCUUGACAAAGUCAGAAAGACUCUCUGUGCUGGUUUCUUCAAGCAUUCAUCAAAAAGAGAUCCACAAGAAGGAUAUAAAACUCUAGUUGAGCAAACUCCAGUUCAUUUACACCCAUCUUCUGCUUUGUUCGGUAAAAGUCCCGAUUACGUGAUUUAUCACACUCUAUUAUUGACUUCGAAGGAGUAUAUGCAUUGUGUGACGGUGAUAGAUGCAAAAUGGUUGCUAGAACUCGCUCCAGCUUUUUUCAAAAAAACUGACCCCGCAAAACUCUCAGAGAAGAGGAAGAAUGAUAAGAUUGUUCCACUAUUUGACAAAUUCCUGAAGGAUAAAGAUUCUUGGAGAUUAAGUAGUCAGGCUUCUAUCAAAAAACGAGCUCUUGGUAAUAGUUGA